Molecule: messenger RNA, 1875 nt
Organism: Aureobasidium melanogenum CBS 110374
Lineage: Eukaryota; Fungi; Ascomycota; Dothideomycetes; Dothideales; Saccotheciaceae
Exons: 2
Coding region: 1-1875 (624 amino acids)
Source: RefSeq, a predicted model, not a curated record
AUGACAUUGACAAGGUAUAGUUUGAGAUCGAUAUUACAUCAAUCGUACAAAGCUAAUGUCUCCCAGAGUUCGAAGCAGAACCCGUUCAUGAGCAAGGGUUCGAAGAAACGUCCUGCUGCAGAUGAAGUCCUCCCCGCCAAGCGUCAAAAGAGAUUCAAGAUGGGCACCAACAUCAAAGGCGGUCAUGCCCCCUCAUUCAAGCCCAUUACUGUCGACCUCGAUGAGGAAGAUCAGAUGAUUGUCGACAUGAAGCAGCAGGGCUACAAGGAUGAAGAUAUUCGUGACCGUCUUAUCGAGAAGGGCUUCACCUGCUACGAGGCUAGAAGUGUCGCCUGCCGUUGGAUGCGCAUCCGUAAGAAGACACAAGAGUACGAGGAGAAAUUGCUCGACGAGGAGCUGACCGACUGGCACCUUGGAGAGGACGAACUGCUCGAGGAAGCAUACGAAAUUGCCGACAAGAAGUUCCAAAUUGAAUUGGAAAAACUUGAACAGAAGCGCUGGACUUGGACGGCUCAGAACCUCAACAAGCGUCUUCCUCGUGAGCGCUUCUCCGCCAAGGCUUGCCGACAACGCCAUGAAGCACGUCGUAAUGGCACUGCUCGAUGCCCUCCAGAGAUUGAUCCUGAUCCGGAGGCCCGCCAACGUGAACGUGAGGAACGUAUUGCUGCCUACAAAUUGCGUAAGGAGGAAGAAGCCAAGCGUGACGCUCUUGAAGCCGAGGAGAAGAAGCGCAUGAAGAAGAACAACACUGCCGAGAAAGUUGCUGCUCGUCAGCGCAAGGAGGCUCAAGCUGCGCUCAAGGCCAAGAAGAAGAAGGAUGCAGACGAGUACCGCCAGUCUCUGGCCGAAGCGGUCACUCUCGCAAAACAGCGCAAGCAGAAUGCGCUCGACGCUGCCCGCGCGGAACGCAUCUACAACGAGAGAAAGCACAGAUUCUUCAAUCGUCUUCACAAGCAGCUGAAGAAGGAAGUAGCUGCUCUCCUGAGAAAGAAGGAGAGAAACAACGGCAUCACCCCCGAACCUGAAGACACUGAGACCAUGCACCCGCCCAAGAGCAGAUACGCCUACAAGAACACUGCGGACCAGAUUCGUAACGAGAACAUCAGUGCAACAGAAGCCGCUAUCAAUGCUCGUUCUCACGAGUUCGAUGGUAUCGUCGAGCCCGUAGCCACAGCAGCUGUUGACACUCAACCUAUUCCUAUCGCCAAGCCUUCCAAUCCUGGCAGGAGCAAAUCUCAGCAGCCUUCCAUCGCUGCUGACGGCUUCUCUGAGGAACCUCGUAGCUGGUGCACCAUCGAUGAGUUGCACGACCUCCUGCGUGCACGUGGCAUGCUUCUGAACCGCAUGAAGGAAAACAAGGCCAUAAUCAUCUCGCGCCUGAACAACGAAGACAAGACCACAAGUAUUGAGCAGCUCAGGGAUCUGCUGAAGGCACGCCAUGAAGACUUCAACGGCGCGAAGGCUGAACUGAUGAGACGUUUGGCUAUCUCCGACGCAAAGAGUUCCAGAAGAUACCAAACCUUGCGCACCAACCGACCCCUUGAUGAGAAUGGCAACCGUACCAGAGUCAAGAUGCCAGCCAAGCCAGCUGUGUCCAAGGCAACCACGCGCUACAAUGCUCGCGAUGUCACGAUCAAGAACGGCAAACCUGUUGUCAAACCCCAGACUCCCACCACCAAGAAGAGGGCCUCUACCAGAAAGACUCCUGCAAAGGCUGUUACAAAGAAUCCAUCUAACAAGGCAAAGGGCGCCAGCGCCUCCAAGAAGUUCGUUCCUGACGAUGACGAGGAAGACAAUGAAGAGGUUAGCCUGCUCUACGAGCCUAGUGAGGCCGACAUGGAAGACAUCGUCAGUAGCUUGCUCUCAGGAUCCUAG